GCAAACAAACAAACAAGCAUACAAACAAACAUACGAACAAACCACCACAUAAAAUAAGCAAAUCUAGCUUCUGAGAAUGUCGUCACACCCAUACCAUCUGCUCACCCCACCCGUCCAUCAAUCACAUCCAGCUGCAUCCAUGCAGCCACACCCACACCCACUAGCACGCGCGCAUAUAUGCCACGCCCACACCCAUCCUCUUGAAAUCACUACCGACCAUUUUUCCAUCCAUCCAUCCAUCCAUCACACGAGUCCCCCGUUCAUCAGUGUGUCCUUGUCCCCCCCCAUGUGCGCGUCAGGUGCCGUCUGUCGGCCCUCACUAGCCGUCGGCGUCUUCUUGCCGAUCACCUGCCACUCACUACCCUCGCUCACUGUGGCUGGCAGACCACCGCCACUACCGACACCACUGGCACCAACACCAACACCGGUAGACGGCGCGGCCAUGUCGGCGCCGGCCGGCGGCAUGGGAGAGUCCUCGUGCACCUCAUACCUGAGACAGACAACACACACCACACCAUCCACACCACACCAUCCACACAACCGUAUGUGUAGACGCAUAGCUGGGGCUUCGGUAAGGUAAGCUGACUGACCCUCUGGCAACGCCGUUGUUGGAAUGGUUGUGUAGGUGGUUGUUGAGCUGAGCCUGGGGGUAGUCGAUGGGGUGCACCACCGCAGGCAGUCCUAGGUACCCACUACCACUACCAGCACCGGUCCCAUAUUCCUCACCGCCACCGCCACUGGCACCGACGGAAGUGUGUGCGGCCAUGGGCAUAGAGGAAGGCGGGAAGAGGAGGUCGCUGCCGUUGCCGUCCGCCUCCAUCCCCACCUCAUCCUCACGCAUCAUCAGCUGUGAGGACGGCCCACCCACACCCACACCUUCGCCUACACCUAAACCCACACCCACACCCACGCCGUCCUCGGCCUCGCCCAUCGCGCCCAUCGCCCCUGCUGAUGCUGCAGCAGCUGCCGAUGAGCCGUGAUGAUGCCGCUGCUGCUGGUGGUGAUGUCUCAUGAAUGACCGGCCAUUGAUAUGGUCGCUGUCCAUCGAGGAUGAGCUCCCACUGCUGCUAUCCCAGUCGAUGGCUGCGUCGCGGUGGUGGUGGUCAUGGUGAUGGUCGUGAUGGCGGUGCUGGUGCUGGUGCGGCAGCCCUCCACCAGGCAGGUUGGUGAGCCCCCCCAUGGGCGGCAUGGGACGGCUCUUGGCUGCGGCGGGGAGCUUGGUCUUGGCCGACUUGGGUUUCUUGCGGUCAGGCUUCUUGGACGACGUGGCGGGGCUGAGCAGCGGCACACGGACGCCCCCCACCAUCUUGCUAAUCCCGUCGGGACAAAUGCCAUCCUGCCGCCAUACACACAUACAGCCAGUUUAUGCAGCACAUCCCUCCUCCCCCUCCUUCUCGUAUGUGCGUCGGUCGCUCACGGCAUUGUCGAAGGGUUCGGGGUUGUCCAGUGGCACCAUGUAGUCGAUCUGGUUGGUGGGGUCGGCGAUGGCCGCAUGCAUCAGCCGCAACUUGGAGGGGUCUGGAGGGAGCGAACCGGGCUCCAGUGGGGCCAGCUGAUUCACGCAAACAACACACACACACACACACACACACACAGACACACACAGAGGGAGAGAUACACAGACAGACAGACAGGCAGACAGGCAGUGGCUGUGUGUGGGAAUGGCGCAUGCGUGUGUGAAGGGGGAAGAGUGUGUGAGCCGGUCCGGACGGGCGUACCUCCCAUUUGUUGCCGAGGGAGAUGUUGUAGGGCAGCUUGUAGCGAACCACCUGACCGAGAAGAACAGAAGCGUAGCGAAGCGUGUGUCGACAGACAGACAGACAGCCCGAAGGAGGGAGGCAGGGCAGAUGUGUGCUGCUGCUGCUAGGCUUAUGUUGUGUUCUGUGUGUGGGUGCGGUUUGUACCCUGGGUGUGAUCCGCUCAUCGAUUGUCUUGUCCAUAAAGUAGAAGAUCUUCAACUCCUUCUGCACACACACACCAACCAACCGACCAACCAAGGCAACAAAUGAGGUCUGGUCUGUUGUGUGGCAAUGCCCUUCCUCCCUCCCUCCCCGCCUCCCUGACUCCCUGACUCACGCCUCUGGCUCGUCUGGGCAUCCACACAGCCCUGAUGACGGCAUCGUACAGCUCACACGGGUUCGUCUCAGUCCGGCAGCACACCACCGAACCUUUACACACACAGGCAGAGUGGUCCGUCCCGCCCGUGUGUUUCUUUCUCAGUGUGUGUGUUUGGCGGGGUGGACCUACCAACGAAGAAAUCUGUGUUCAUGUCGACUUCUCUGGGGCGCAGACGGAACGCACCCUCCUCCGGAGACCGCACGGGCACUGAUAGAUAGAUGGAUGGGAAUCGAACCGCACACACAUAUGCGAUGCGAUGCGAUGCGAUGCGAAGGCACUCCACUCCCCAUCUGUGUGUUUGGGGUGGGGUGGGGGGUCGGUGGGUGGCGAGGUGAGGUACGUACCUCCGUGUCUGCAGAAUUUGGAGGUGUUGACCCAUAUCUCGUGGGCCGUGUCGUGACGGCUUGUCUGGAAACGAACCUGGACAUACAUGCCACCACACCACACCAUGCACCCACAGUGGACAGACACAUGAGUGACCAACCGUUGUGUAGGUUAGGGGGGCGGUAUGGUGAUGGUGUGUGUGAGGUGUGGUGUGGUGUGGUGUGGUGUGUGGCUUUGGACCUACCUUGGCCGCUCUAUCCUGCACAUUGAUGAUGGACCCAUUCCACCAGGCGCAGCCAGCCGCACCCCACGCAGUACGCCUACACACACAGCACAACACAACACAACACACCUACACAUUAUGUAUGUGUGCAUGCCCCUCUCUGUGUGUGCGCGUGUGUUGUGUUGUGUGCUGAGUGAGAACUGACCAUGCCACCUGCACCUGGUCCCCCUUACGCAGCCCCAGCUCCUCACACGCAGGCGACUCAUCUACCACGCCAAGCUUGUCCACACACAUGCCGCCGUUCACCCCAGCACCACCACCAGCACCACCACCAGCACCACCACCAGCACCACCACCAGCACCACCACCAGCAGAACCAGUGGGCGUGUCAGUGAUUGCCACUGGCGGCUGGGGCGGCGCCUUGGGCCGCUUGGCCUUGCCCUUGCCCUCCCCGUUGGCCUGUGCGGGGGUGCGCUUGGCUUGGCUGGCCUUACGGGACGACGCCGGCGGAUGCUGAGACGAGGCACGCCUGACGCGACACACACCACACAGAGGGAGGGAGAGAGGUCAGCCAGCUGGUACGGUAGGUACAUGUGUGUGUUGGGGUGGUGUGGAUAGGUGGUGACUGACUUUGGUUGGGCCUUUGGCUGCGGGUUGUUGGCUGCCGAUGGAGUCCGCGCACUGCACCCGCAACGUGACGAGGGCAGCGGAGGGGGCAGCGACACAUUCACUGGUGGGUGGGACACAGACAGCCACACAGACACACAGAGAGGGAGAUGGUGCAGAACAAACACUGCUGCAUCUGUCUAUCUGUCUGUCUGUCUGUUUGGCGCUCACGUGAAGGGUCCCGUGAGGGCGGGACGUCGUCAAGGCACUCUAUGGCGUUCCGCGUCGAGUCGCCCUUGCCACGUCUGACAACAAAACCACACACACACAUUUACACCGGUUCGCAUGCCUCGCCCACCUCUCCCUCCCUCCCUCCCCCCCUCCCGCCUCACAUACAUUUUGUCUGCUGUCGACUUCAUGACCUGGCAGGCCCGGCCCUCGCCCGUCUUGCCCUUGGCCGCCGCCCCCUUCUGCACCUGGACCGGCCCCUCGCCACCCCCACCACCGUCCAGCCACAGGAAACAACACUCAACUGGGCCCGGCGCAGCGAACAGACCUACACCUACACCCGGCCCCCCUCCCACUGCCGGAGAGCCGCCCAGCCCCCCAUUCACUCUGCUUCCGCUCCUUUCUGCGCCGCUCCUCGUUCUGAAUGCGUAGCCGCUGGUGUCCCGGGGGGUGUCGGGAUGGUGAUACGCAGCCUCAUUCAGAUUUUUGAGGUUCUCACGCACCAGACGGCUGUUGCGGCUGCCCGCACGGCUGGGCGGCCGGUGGAGGUCCUCCGCUACCCUUUCGCCCCCACACCCUCCACAGCCUCCUCCACAGCCUCCCGCUGUGCCCUGUCUGUCGAGGCUGUCCAUGUCCGUGUGGCCGUCGCAGGCCAUCUCGUCGUGCUUUCGCCGCUUGGACGAGGGCGCUGGUGCCGGGGAGGGAUUGGGGUUGGGAUUGGGGUGCGGGGUGCUGGGCGGCGGGCGGGGGCAGCCGGCGGGCGAACGAAUGACAAAUGAAUGCGUGCCACCGGCUGCAAUGCAAGGGUAGGGUGAGUGAGGUGACCCAGCCACAGACAGACAGACAGAUGUGGUGUGUUGGCUAUAUGUGUGUGGGUCUGGUCUGGUCUGUGCUGUGCUGUGUCUGUGUGGGUGACCUCCGCAAGUUCGUUUCUUGACUCCGUAGACGGGAUGGGCCACCACUCCGCAACGCGAACACAAAAUGGUCAUGUACAUCCGAUUCACUGACACACACACCAGAUAGAUAGAACACACAACACAGACAGGGACCCAGGAUCAAUCAAUAGACACGAUCGUCAGGUGAUGUGAUGUGUGCGCGUCCAUUCCAUGCAUACAUACCGCUGAAUAGAGUGUGUAUGAAGGCGCCUUUGUCCUGGCAUGCAUUGAAGCCGACGAACGACCCGUCCUUCUCCUUGUUGAUCAGCGGCACAGCCCAGUCCAUCCCGCUCUCAACGGCAUACUCUCGAGCUGAAGGGAAGAAAAACACACAGCCCGCACCGCACAGGCAGCAAACACACAGCACAGGUAGGUGCACAGGCACGUGAUCUGACCCUUGCACAUCCUAUCCCAUGCAUCGCUAUGGGUGCUCAGCUCACCGAGUUUCUUAUUUGCGGCCGGCGAGUGCUCGCCCGCAGCCCCGCCUCUGUUGUGACUCAUCAAGGCAGCUCCGGAGGGCCUCGCUAUCUAUGCAGUGAGCUGAUCUUCCUCCAGGUGCGGUGCACCCCUCCCCUGGAGAUGAGAUCGGCCGUCGCUGCGAGAUGACUCGACGUCAGUGGUCGAGAGCCGGCUUGCCUAAAGGAGGUGGGGAUCACUUCACUCACGAGAGCAGCGCUACACGAGGCGUUUG
Vitrella brassicaformis is the source of this 5125-nucleotide messenger RNA. NCBI's taxonomy places the organism in Eukaryota, Vitrellaceae. The record is from the annotation of a GenBank genome assembly.